GUCAAAUUGAUGGCCGCCAGUCGGCAGGUCUGCCGCUGAUCUAAGCUUUACAGUCGCGAAUCGGGAAGCACGCGUCUUUCCUUCCACUCUCGAAUGAAAGCGCCGUAUUGGUUUUCUCCAUAAUCAAGGCUCAGUUUUACGUUUAUGCCAUCUUUAUGUUCAAAUGUCGCCAGCUUAGCAAAUUACCCAAACUCAAUGGAAAACCGUCUGUCGCCUUCCGUGGAUGCAAGCCUGGCGCUCUGACUGGUGCAUUUCCCAUCACCGACCGUUACGCAGUACGACUGGAUCCAAAACACCCAGCACUUAGAAUCAAUCUCAAGAUCCUCCCACUCGUAUCCCAGCCUUUCUUGUCCAUCAAGGCAAUACCGUUUGGCAUCCUCACCAAGCCCGAAAAUGCUGUGACGUUCGAGAGGCCGGUGGAGCUGUGGGAGAGUCGCGUCGCCAGGCUGAAGGAUCCUCCUACAGAACACACAGACAUAUCGCUCCCUGUCCACCUACUGAUGCCGAAGAAAACCGUGCACAAGAAAAAGUAUCUCAGAGUCGAAAUUGCGCGCAAAGUCAAAACGGCCAUUGCACUCAUCUUUUCGAGGGGUUUGGAUGUCAGGAGUGAUGGUGAGCUGGUGCUGAAUGAUAGACAGACGAGGGGAGAUUGUGAUAAGCUGAUCGUAGAUGGAUGGAGUUAUAUCAUCUCGCCGCAGCUCGAGAUAUAUCGAAUGCCAUUCGAGGACCUCGUAAAAGGAUUACGCAGAUCGCUGUUUCAGAUUUCGAGCGGCAUCAGGCAGCUGGAACAACAGUGGGCAGCAAAGGAUAAACGCGUGUAUUUUGGACGACAAGAGGCGCGCUUUACUAGUGCUCGUCCUGGGAACCCGACUCUGGCUGAGAUGCGCGCCAAGAUGCGAGAAAAUGAAGAGAGGAGACGUAGAGAUGCAGAGAAUGAACUUCAAAUCGACGAUCUUUCAGCUGUGCAUGAAAAGGCGGCGGUUCUAGAAGCGCCUCUGAAUGAUGAAACACUGGCCUCAAAUGUGUCUUUGUCGCCAGACUCUGGCUAUUCUUUGCCUGAUUAUCCCUUCGACAAGUCCCGGCAACACGAUGCAUCAAGUAGCUUUGCGUCAGCAACUGCUAACACCUGCAACGAUGAAGAAGAGAACAUUCCAGCUAGGAUUCUUGAACACGAUGACUCUCCCUCACCCUGGACGAAUCAAAUACCACAAACACCCCUCGAGACGUUUCGGGACGACAACGUUGGUAUUCAUUCCCCAAUGACUUAGACUUUACCUUACGACACACUUUCAGGCAUCAGCUACUCCCUCCCUCAAGAAAACGGACAACUCUUCUUGGAUCUCAUUCUUGGACG
Desarmillaria tabescens is the source of this 1354-nucleotide messenger RNA. RefSeq lists its product as uncharacterized. The transcript is spliced from 6 exons. Bases 156 to 1268 code for a protein of 370 amino acids. Lineage: Eukaryota; Fungi; Basidiomycota; Agaricomycetes; Agaricales; Physalacriaceae. The record is from RefSeq and is a predicted model, not a curated record.